Branchiostoma belcheri (Belcher's lancelet) is the source of this 1506-nucleotide messenger RNA. Its product is annotated as lysosomal-associated transmembrane protein 4B-like. Lineage: Eukaryota; Metazoa; Chordata; Leptocardii; Amphioxiformes; Branchiostomatidae. The transcript is spliced from 8 exons. The coding region runs from base 168 to 716 and encodes 182 amino acids. The record is from RefSeq and is a predicted model, not a curated record.
ACGUACAGACCUGUGAGGUAUCUGGCUCUGCAGGGUUUCUUUCUGCAGAUCUUUCAUUUGGGGUGACGCAGGAAACCGAGAAGGGGCACUGAGCACAAUCGGCUGUCGAGGUUUCACACCACAGAUUUAUCUAACCCUUUCGCGCCGCGUUUGAUCUGAUUGUCACCAUGGUGCGUGUAAACAACUGUUGCGGAUGCUGUGACCUCAAGUCCGGCACAAUCGCCGUCUCCAUCGUGUACCUGGUCCUGGCUAUCGUGAACAUGGCGCUGGGCAUCGCUGGAGUGGUUGGUACUAAGGGAGUUGCCACGUACGUCGGCGUCUCCAUUGACGCCAUAAUGCUUAUCCUGUGCAUCCUCCUCAUCAUUGGGGCUUGCAUGGACAACCCCGACCUGUGCAUGGUGUGGGUGGUUGGUGCGAUCGUGUGGUCCGUGCUUACAACCAUCAUAGCUGUUGUGAUCUCCACGGUGUUCGCCGCCAACAUUGCCGAGCACCGGGGUCUUGAUCCUGACCUCCCUAUGCCUACUGGGGCCCCGGCUACCGCUGGAGUUGCCGCUGGACUGAUCCUGGGCUUGGGUGUCGUUUGGGCCUUUGUGGCGCUGAAAGUCUGUCUGGUGAUCUACAGCGCCAUCGUGGUGUACUCCCAUGCCCAGAACCUGCGUGAGGGUGGCGGCAGUCCCCCACCUUACAACCAGUUCGAGGGGGCAAAGGCUAUAUAAUCACUGGAUGGAGACCAGAGUGGGCACAUGCCGGACUACCAACAUACCGACCAUUGUGUUCAUAUUGUACCCAAGACUUCAAAUUGUCAACUCUGUAGCUUCUUUAUAUUUAGUUGUUCAUUUGAUUAUUCCUGUUUGCAAACGUUCCAACGAGGAGUGACUAGACAUGACAAAGUUAAACAAUGGAGAUAGAGAUUAUCGCACGGGGUUGUUUAAGGGAACCAACUUUGUAUACUUAACGGUUAUUUGUACUAUUUCUUAAAAGGUGAGACUGGUACCGGUGUUAGUUACCAUGUACCAUGAAAAAUGUCCGAUCAUGCAUGCGCAAAGACAACUCCAUGUACCAACCUGCUGUCUUCGGCAUUUUGAAACUUGAAACUUUAUUUUCAAUACAAACAUAGCAGACAAAAGUCUGAAUUGCGUUAGUAUUUACCCACCAUUGAGCUAGUUUUAUAUUAUAAUACACAAACUGUGGGUAUUUACAGUUUUAAAAGUAAAUUCUUAAUUUCUAUAUAAAAUAUUUACAUUUAUAUUUUUACAUUAAGGUUUAUCAAUCAUUACCCGGAGUCUGUAUUCUUCUUUUGCAAGGAGUUUAAAGUCUGUACAUUUAGAAGCUUGUUGUACUCAUGCAUUAUCCAGAACUCUGUGCUUGUCUUGAGUAAAAUCUGGUUUUAGACUUUUCUAGACCACAGUCGUUUUGGCUUUUGGAAUGCACUACAUGUGUGCAGUUGUAUCUUUUCUGGUUAACUUUUCUACAAUUUUUUAAAAUAAAGACUAGUUUGUCGGUGUA